AAAUUACUAUAAAAUGUUAAGUUAAAGCUGUCACGCUGUGCAUGACUAGUCUUCAUGGUAAAGUGCUAACACCGCCAACACGUGACUGAUGACUUAUAAAGAUAGGAUAGGUAUAAGCCAUUUGGAAUUAUAAACAUUUUACCUAGCAAUAAUAAUCAUAAGUACCUAAAAUUUCGUUUUAAAAUAUCAUCAAGUAUAGUAAAAAAGUACUUAGAACUUUAAUAAUAACCGAACACUUAAGAGGUGAUGAACUCUGAUAUAUUUUCAAACAUAAAUCAAGCUUCAGAAAAGCUUGAAUUACGUAAUGACAGAAGCUUUAAGGGUUUGUUUUUAAUUGGCUUAACAGGUGGAGCUUCAAUUAUACUCAGUAUUGUUUGUUAUCCAUUUGUUUCGCCUGCCUUACGAAAGAUAUGUCUACCUUAUGUUCCAGCAACUAAUGUUCAAUUACAAAAUGUAUUAAGCACACUUAAAGGUCGUUCUGGCAAAUUAGUAGAUCUAGGCAGUGGUGAUGGAAGAAUAGUAAUUGAAUCAGCUAAAGUUGGAUUUGAGUCUGUUGGAGUAGAACUCAAUUAUUGGUUAGUGUUGUAUUCAAGAUUGACUGCAUUAUUAUCAAACAUUAGGCCUCGUCCAAAGUUUGUUCGGUCUGAUUUGUGGAAAUUUGACUUAAGACCAUUUUCAAAUGUUGUUAUAUUUGGCGUUGACGAAAUGAUGCUAGAUCUCGAAAAAAAAUUUGUUAAGGAGUUAUCUAGCGAAGCAGUGAUAGUUGCUUGUCGCUUUCCACUUCCAAAUUUGAAACCCUAUCUAGUCAUUGGUGCUGGAAUUGACAAAGUAUGGGCUUAUAGGAUUUUGAAAUGAAAUAUUUUAAAUAUGUUUGUUUGUUUUUUUUAAAUAUUUUUAGUUGCUUGAUUAUUUAAUAAAAUUAUGAAUGUAGUA
This is a messenger RNA of Adelges cooleyi (spruce gall adelgid), 933 nucleotides long. Its product is annotated as ATP synthase subunit C lysine N-methyltransferase. Gene Ontology annotation, molecular function: protein-lysine N-methyltransferase activity. The record is from RefSeq and is a predicted model, not a curated record. Gene Ontology annotation, biological process: positive regulation of proton-transporting ATP synthase activity, rotational mechanism; peptidyl-lysine trimethylation; regulation of mitochondrial ATP synthesis coupled proton transport. Gene Ontology annotation, cellular component: mitochondrion. Lineage: Eukaryota; Metazoa; Arthropoda; Insecta; Hemiptera; Adelgidae. Bases 247 to 855 code for a protein of 202 amino acids. The transcript has 5 exons.